Zeugodacus cucurbitae (melon fly) is the source of this 1175-nucleotide messenger RNA. It is a transcript of the gene loj, whose product is annotated as transmembrane emp24 domain-containing protein B. NCBI's taxonomy places the organism in Eukaryota, Metazoa, Arthropoda, Insecta, Diptera, Tephritidae. Gene Ontology annotation, biological process: endoplasmic reticulum to Golgi vesicle-mediated transport; Golgi organization; intracellular protein transport. Gene Ontology annotation, cellular component: COPII-coated ER to Golgi transport vesicle; endoplasmic reticulum; endoplasmic reticulum-Golgi intermediate compartment. The transcript is spliced from 4 exons. Bases 86 to 802 code for a protein of 238 amino acids. The record is from RefSeq and is a predicted model, not a curated record.
GCUUGUCAUUCGUUGUUUUGGCCGCAGCGCUUACAGCAGGCGAGCAAGCAAGCAAAUCAGAAACAGUGAAAGUCAAAACAAAAAGAUGAGUUUUUUGACGUGGCACACAAGUUUUAUACUAUCGGCAUUUAUUUUAAUUUGUUUCUUAACAUUCACUACAUCGAAUGAUGAAACUACACAGGAAAUCCAUAAGCCAUGGUAUGAGAAUCUGCCAGCGGUAGCCAUGGAUUAUAAGGUGCACAUUGACGCUGGCAAAGAGGAUUGUUACUUCCAAUAUGUGCAGGCGGGUGCCACAUUUUACGUUUCGUUUAGCGUUGUGCGCGGUGGUGAUGGCAUGGCCGGCUUUGCAGUGCGUAAUCCAAAGAAUGAAAUUGUGAAGCCAUAUCAGUGGCAGGCCACUGCUGACUAUACCGACCAAGUAUCGCCUGGUGGCUACUACUCUGUAUGCAUUGACAAUCAGUUCUCACGUUUCGCCGGCAAGUUGGUAAACAUUUACAUUACAGUCGUGAAAUAUGAUGCGUGGGACAAAUAUGCAAAGGAAAUUGAAGAGCUCCAGUUGAAUAUGCAAAAUUUCACAGUUUCUAUCGGCACCGUGGAGCGUAACAUCAACGACAUGUUGUCCUACCAGUCCUAUAGCCGAAAUCGUGAAGCGCGUGAUUUUGCAUUACUCAACGAUAAUAACGGUUACAUUCAAACAUUCUCCAUCUGCCAAAUUGCGGUCAUCAUUGUGGCAUGUUCCAUACAGGUCUUUUUCGUGCGCAAACUCUUCGAUGUCAAGCUGUCAUCGAAAUCACGCAUUUAAAUUGUAGUAGCUUCCAUUAACUGCCACUUUCAGCAUUUAACUUCAUUUGUUGCUACUUAAGCUCUUGUACUACGAACAAUUAACUGGAUUUCUAUUUUUUUUCUCACUGUAUUUAUGUAACUAAACACUACCAUUUUUUGCACUAGAAAAAUUCCAUUUUGCCACUUAUUUACAUUUCGAUGGAAGGAGGAAUUAAAAAAGACUUGUUUAAAACAUUCUUUGAAAUUACGUAUUAAUUUAAUGUGCUCUUUUUUGACAGUUUAUCAUAUAAAUGUUCAUAUACUAUAUAUAUUUUUUCAACUUAAUAUGUAUGUAAGGAAGAAUGUGUGUAUUUUUAUAAAAUAAAAGAAGUCGUAUGAAAAAGGAAAAUAAA